AUGACCACCAUCGGUUUUAUACAACGCCGACGUCCCUUCUACGUGUCUUUCGAUUGCAUUCUGUACCCGCCCCGAGGGUUUGAUGAACUUGAUAGAUGCUAUCAGAUUGACUCUACUUCCGACGGCGAGAUAGGCCAAUCAGCGGGCUGGAACCUUUUGACGUAG
Coniophora puteana RWD-64-598 SS2 is the source of this 165-nucleotide messenger RNA. RefSeq lists its product as uncharacterized. The transcript has a single exon. The coding region runs from base 1 to 165 and encodes 54 amino acids. The record is from RefSeq and is a predicted model, not a curated record. Lineage: Eukaryota; Fungi; Basidiomycota; Agaricomycetes; Boletales; Coniophoraceae.